UUUACUUUCGAUAUUAACCGCUUUGGACCUGAUAGCCGAAGCAUACUCUUUUUGGUGCUCGCAACUAAAUCAACAAAAAUGAGAGCAAUCAUCACUUUCGCCCUGUUCUGUGUGCUGUACGUCACUGUACAAGCUAAAACAUCCAGUCCCAAGGUUCAGGUGUACAGCCAUUUUCCUGGAGAGUAUGGAAAGGAGAACACCCUAAUCUGCCAUGUGAGUGGCUUCCACCCUCCUGAUAUCACCAUUGAACUGCUGAAGAAUGGCGAAGUUCUCCCUAAUACUCAGCAAACUGACCUGGCCUUCGAAAAGGGCUGGCAGUUUCACCUUACCAAGAGCGUCACCUUCAAACCAGAGAGAGGAGAAGAAUACACCUGCAAAGUUCGACACAUGAGCAAGACAAAUUCCUAUUCUUGGGAGUCCAACAUGUAAAGUUAAAACAGUCAAAGCCGGACAAAGGACAGUUAACUUCUCAUGUUUUGGACUUUUUCCAUCAUCUGCAGAAACCAUAAUAUCCUGCUGUUCCAAUUUUACAAACCCGCUGUUUCUCGAGAUGCACUAUUCACACAAAUGACUUUGUAACUUCCGCGAUUCAUUGAUUUUAGCUUUUCCUUGAGUUGACAUUCUUUUUCUCCAUGAGAGUAAGCAUAAUUUAACCAAAGUUGCUUCAUGUUUUGGAUAAUUUUCCGGGUUCUUUUCACUGUUUCAUUCCUUUGCAUGUGUAAAUUCUGUGUAGUACAAGCGGUAGCAGUUAGGUGAUUGUAUAUGUAAAAUAAUUGGCAAUGUUUAUGCCUAAUUUUGGGCUUUAUUUUGUAAUUAAAUACAAAUAACACAAUCAAUUCUCUCUUUAAAACAGUUGCAAACCAGGUAUUUAAUGAAUAUGAAUGAUUCAAUUUGACAUAUUGUUUCAGAGAAAAUGUCAUUCUAAGUGGGGAAAAUACAAUUUUGAAAACCUA
Messenger RNA from Sinocyclocheilus rhinocerous, 953 nucleotides. RefSeq names its product beta-2-microglobulin-like. The transcript is spliced from 4 exons. Bases 79 to 429 code for a protein of 116 amino acids. The record is from RefSeq and is a predicted model, not a curated record. Lineage: Eukaryota; Metazoa; Chordata; Actinopteri; Cypriniformes; Cyprinidae.